Molecule: messenger RNA, 762 nt
Organism: Sipha flava (yellow sugarcane aphid)
Lineage: Eukaryota; Metazoa; Arthropoda; Insecta; Hemiptera; Aphididae
Product: zinc finger BED domain-containing protein 5-like
Exons: 1
Coding region: 1-762 (253 amino acids)
Source: RefSeq, a predicted model, not a curated record
AUGGAUAAAUUUGUAAUUCAUUCUACUGGUACCACUUCGGUGAAUGAACAACCAAAGAAAAAAUCUAAAUUAAAUAUCAGACGUCUAUAUCAUGAAGAUUAUUUAAACAUAGGAUUUUCUUGGUCUGGUAAUGUAGAUGAUCCACGUCCAUGGUGUGUAGUAUGUGGCGAAAAACUAUCCAAUGAAUCAAUGGUUCCAAGUAAACUAAAACGUCAUUUUUCCACCAAGCAUUCUCAUUUGGUCGACAAAAAUGCUUCAUAUUUUCAACGUUUACUAAAAUCAGAAACACGACAAUCUGAAAAAAUGACAAAAAUUGUGACCAUUUCUGAUAAAACUCAAGAAGCUAGUUAUCUAGUAGCAGAAUUUGUAGCUAAACAAAUGAAACCACACACUAUAGCAGAAAAACUUAUUUUACCUGCUUGUCGUGAAAUCGUAAAAGUAAUUUUUGGUGAAGAAGCUGAAAAAGAAGUAUUAAAAAUUCCAAUAUCUGACAACACCAUUAGUAGGCGUAUUGAACACAUGUCUGAAGAUAUUGAAGAACAAGUAUUGCAACAAUCCUGUGACUCUCCAUUAUUUGCAUUACAACUGGACGAGUCAACUGAUAUAAGUGGACAAGCACAACUUUUGGUAUUUAUACGUAUAGUUUCCGACGAAGACAUCGUGGAAAAUUUUUUGUGUUGUAAAACACUUCCUGAGACAACUAAAGGUGAAGACAUUUUCGAAAUCGUCGGCAAUUAUCUGAAAUUUGCAAAUUUACCAUGA